This is a messenger RNA of Schistosoma guineensis, 492 nucleotides long. The record is from the annotation of a GenBank genome assembly. Lineage: Eukaryota; Metazoa; Platyhelminthes; Trematoda; Strigeidida; Schistosomatidae.
AUGAAACAUCGUGGCGGCAGUUGCGGUUUAAAUAAUAAAAAUAAUAAUGACGGCAGUAUUUUCGUGAAUAGUUGUAGAUUUUUAGGUAGUAAUAAUAAUCGUAUUAGCGAUUUUAGCUAUGGUAGAAGGAGUUUCAGAUUAGGCUCUAUUGACAAACUUGUAGAAAUAGUAUGGUAUGAUAGAACAACUAUUGAUUGUAUUAGUAAAACUGGUAUUAUUAGUACCAUUACUAUCAUUAUUCGUAGCAGUAGUGCUAGUUGUUUUAACAGUAUCAGCGACUUUGCUUUUGACCAUUGUAGUUGUUCUAGUGUAGAUAAAUGUCAUGUUAAUAGUAAUUGCAUGGGUUGUGAUACUGGUAUGCGUAGUUCCAACUUAAGUAGCCGUUCAUUCUGUGAUUGUCGUAUCAGUAUUCGUAGUGUUGAGAAAACUAUAUUUAACAGGCGUUAUGUUGAAAUGAGUAUUAGUCAUAGUAGUCAUGGUAGUUGUGGUUAA